GCCAUCCCCUGUUUCCCAAUGUUUGUCUCCUGCUCCUCUUUAGUGUAUGUGCUUUAUCUGUGCCUGUUUAAAGUGGAGUGGAUCAGAUUGGAAAACAUAGACUACAGACAGAAACAGAGAACAACAAGAACCAGUAGUUUAGAAAAAAGAAACCAGUAAGAACCAGGUACCUGCGGAGUCCUAAAGGAGAAACACUGACCCUUGGAGGUUUUAUUGUGAGGAGUGAUACGAUGGUUGGAGUGUGGCGCUGGAUGCUGGCGGUGGUGGGGUUGAUGUGUGUAUGUUUGUGGGGUUCCACGGAGGCGGUAGGGGGGGCUGUAAGUCGACCACGACCCCAAAGACGACCUCCGAAGAAGCCAAAGGUUGAUCCUAUUGACCUGGCCCCACCUGCACAGAACAUAGACAUACAGCGGAUGGCAGGAAGAUGGUACCUGCUUAACACUGCGUCCAAAUGCUCUUUCCUGAUAAAUCACGGCACCAGAGUGGAGCCUACAGUAAUGACCCUCACACCUAACUCUGACCAAACGUUGUCUGUCAGCACCAAAACACGUCAUAAUCACCAGUGUUGGGAGAUUUUACAAGUCUACAAUAUCUCCCCAACCCCUGGCAAGCUGACACUUAAAGGAUCUCGGCCUGAGCUCAAUAUUGACAUCGUGAUCGGGGAGAGUGACUACGACAACUACGCCAUCAUGUUCUACCAGAAACGUGGCAAAAUCACCAUGAAACUCUACGGAAGGUCUGUGGAUGAUCUGUCGGAGCCGAUGUUGGGCAAGUUUGAGCAGCUUGCUGAAAAACAAAAUCUGGGUCUGGCUUACCUCUUCCCCUUCCCCACUUACAGUCACUGUGGCGAGGUGGACCAGGACCAUACAAUCAAUUGUGUCCCAACAUGCUGAGGAGGCAGAGCUGUGCAGCAGACGGAUCCUGCAGGCUGGGCAGUUUCAAAUGUCUAAUCUGAAGAUGGAAUCAUUUUUAAAAUCAUGAAAAAUGUUGCAUGACUGCAUCAGACCUUUUAUCUCAAAAGGGAUUGCAUUCCUCAGUUUUAGUUUUCCGAUGGAAGCUUUUUACUAAAAUAAAUAUCUAAAACCGUCA
Messenger RNA from Labrus mixtus (cuckoo wrasse), 1089 nucleotides. RefSeq names its product complement component 8, gamma polypeptide (gene c8g). Gene Ontology annotation, biological process: complement activation. Gene Ontology annotation, cellular component: membrane attack complex. The record is from RefSeq and is a predicted model, not a curated record. NCBI's taxonomy places the organism in Eukaryota, Metazoa, Chordata, Actinopteri, Labriformes, Labridae. The transcript is spliced from 7 exons. Bases 231 to 893 code for a protein of 220 amino acids.